Nannizzia gypsea CBS 118893 is the source of this 1440-nucleotide messenger RNA. RefSeq lists its product as hypothetical. Lineage: Eukaryota; Fungi; Ascomycota; Eurotiomycetes; Onygenales; Arthrodermataceae. The transcript is spliced from 3 exons. Bases 1 to 1440 code for a protein of 479 amino acids. The record is from RefSeq and is a predicted model, not a curated record.
AUGGGUUCAUACCAGCCAAAAGCACUCGGCAAUUCUCUCCUCAAGGACUUCCCCAUUGAACCGACCUUUAGGAACUUGAAUCAUGGCUCGUUCGGGACAUACCCCAUCACCGUACUGAAGAGGUUCCGUGAACUCCAGGACAAGUUUGAAGCAAGUCCAGAUCGAUUUCUUCGUUUUGGGCUGGCAUUCUACUUGCUCGAGUCCCGCAAGGCCCUGGGCUCACUGCUGAACACGCCAGUCAACUCUACCGUGCUGGUCAAGAAUGCUACCACCGGCGUCAACACGGUGUUAAGGAACCUCGUCUACAAGCCGGGAGAUAUCAUCGUCUACUUCUCUACCGUAUAUGGCGCAGUAGAGAAGCUGAUUGCCUCUUUGGCUGAAACUACUCCUGUCCGCGCCCGUAGGAUCAAAUAUGAGUUUCCAAUCACCCAUGACGAAAUGGUGCAGCGGUUCAUGGAUACCGUGACCAAGGCACGCAGUGAAGGAUUGAAUGUUAAAAUUGCCGUAUUUGAUACCAUCGUUAGCAGUCCCGGAGUCAGACUGCCGUUCGAGAAGCUUACGGAGGUAUGCAAGAAGGAAGGCAUCCUGAGCUGCAUCGACGGUGCUCAUGGCGUGGGCCAAAUCCCUCUUGACCUGGGCAAGUUGGACCCUGACUUUUUCGUCAGCAACUGUCAUAAAUGGCUCUUCGUUCCCCGGGGAUGUGCGGUAUUCUACGUCCCAGAACGCAACCAGCAUCUCAUCCGCACAACUGUACCAACCUCUCACGGCUUCGUACCCGUGCCAGGAAUCAUGAAGACAGGCUCAGAGCUAGGCCACGAAGACGAACCCUUCUCUAAACCCAUCGAUGCAUUCUUCACCCAGUCCGAUUUCGAACUACAGUUCGAGUUCAUAGGCACAAACGACGACUUACCUUUCCUCUGCGUGCCUGAAUCUAUCAAGUACCGCCAGGAGGUAUGCGGCGGCGAAGAGAACAUCAUGCAAUACUGCCAAAACCUUGCAUUUGAGGCAGGGAACUGCGUAGCAGGCAUCUGGGGCACAGAUGUAAUUGGUGAAUUCUGCUCGUCGGGCGGUACCUUGGACGUAGCGAACGAGAAGCAGAGCGAAUUCCGCAAAUGUGCAUUUGCUAAUGUGCGGUUGCCGAUCACGCUUGUCGAUGACCAGAAUGUGCCGCAGGGGAAACUGACCAAGCCUGAAUGGCCUGUUGUUAAGAUGGUGGAUGCGGUGCCUACGUGUCGGGCGAUGGAGCAGAGGCUUGUACUGCAGCAUAAUACGAUGUCUCCGUGCUGGGUGCAUGCUGGGUCUAUUUGGACUAGACUCAGUGCUCAGGUGUACCUUGAGGUGAGUGAUUUUGAGUGGCUGGCUGGUGUUUUCAAGGGAAUCUUUGAACAAUUGGCUGUUGAAGGAGGUCUGGCGAAUUUGGAGAUCACUUCGACUGUUUAG